AUGGAGCUGGAUCCUGCCCUGUCUGCUGUCAAUCAGACUGUGCUAGUCUCUGCCCCUGGACCCUUUGUCCUGCUGGGGGUGCCGGGACUGGAGGCCUUGCAUGCAUGGCUGUCUGUGCCUGUGUGCCUGCUGUACAUGGCAGCUUUGGUAGGGAAUGCCCUUCUACUGGGACUGGUAGCAGUGGACAAAGCACUCCGGGCUCCCAUGUACCAACUGCUGGGGCUUCUGGCAGCUGCUGACUUGAUUCUGGCCACAUCCACAGUGCCCAAAGCCCUGGCUGUGCUCUGGGGUUUGUCAAGUGAGAUCUCCUUUGGGGCCUGUCUAGCUCAGCUCUUUGUUGCCCAUGUGGCCUUCAUUGCUGAAUCCUCAGUGUUGCUGGCCAUGGCUGUGGACCGCUAUGUGGCUAUUUGCCAGCCUCUGCGCUAUGGGGCCUUGCUGACCCAGCGUGUGGUAGGCAUAGUGGGUAUAGCUGCAGUGGCUCGAGGUGCCUGUGUCAUGGUGCCCCCUGUGGUUCUGCUUCAAAGACUGCCUUACUGUGGGCAGCGGGCCCUGCCUCACACCUACUGUGAGCAUAUGGGUGUGGCUCGCCUGGCAUGUGGUGACACACGCCCCAACAUCUGGUAUGGACUGGCCACCACACUGCUCUCCCCGUGCCUGGACCUAGGGCUCAUAGGUGCUUCCUAUGUCCUUAUUCUCCGUGCUGUCUGCUGCCUGCCAUCCCAUGGUGCCCGCUACAAGGCCCUGGGUACCUGUGGGGCACAUGCCAGUGUCAUUGUUCUUUUCUACACACCUGCCCUCUUCUCUUUCCUGGCUCACCGUUUUGGCCACCACACAGUGCCUGGCCACAUCCACAUCCUACUUGCUAAUCUCUACGUGGUGGUUCCCCCAGCCCUUAACCCUGUAGUCUAUGGAGUACGGACCCAGCAGGUUGCUCAGAGGCUUAGGCACUUGCUUCAGCUCUUCUGGGCAGGGGCAGUGAGGAAGGUGGACCCCGAGAGGGUAUCCCCAUAGGAAUGAAGGUGCUCUCUCAGAUGGCCAAACAGUGUAUCCUCAGAUGGCCAAACAGUGCUACAGGACUCAUCUCUGACCAAGGCGUCUCCACCUUCUGCCCCUAGGUGGCUCUUUACUUGUGCCAAUCCCAUUACCCCAUUUUCACCUCCCAGGCACGAGUACACCCGACUAACCUCUUCAGGCUUGGCUCUACCUGCAGUCUACUCCCACUUUUUAUGACUCUAUUCACCUCCAUAGAUAGAUCCCAAAUGUAUAGAAGAAGUCAGGCCUGAACUGUGACAGACAAGGAGACUCAGCCUGUGGUGGAGGAUCUUGCUUUUCUCCAUCAUUCUACCCAAACAGAGCCAGAAUAGUGCGAAGCAAUUCAAGUGGGGCCUUUGUACAGUGUGUGGAACUAAAUGGGAAUUCCAUGCUUGCUGAUGGAAUGAAGAUGAGAGGGGCUGGAGAAAUGGUACAAUCUGAAUAAAAUGGAACACAAAAAACUCACUUGGUUUCUGACCUGAUUGUUAACUAGGGCUCUCUAUAUCUGGGAAGAGAGUAGACACUACUGUGGCUAUCUCCCUAAGCUGUCUCCCAUCUUUGAUCAGAGA
Ictidomys tridecemlineatus (thirteen-lined ground squirrel) is the source of this 1601-nucleotide messenger RNA. Its product is annotated as olfactory receptor 52D1. The record is from RefSeq and is a predicted model, not a curated record. Gene Ontology annotation, cellular component: plasma membrane. Gene Ontology annotation, biological process: G protein-coupled receptor signaling pathway. Lineage: Eukaryota; Metazoa; Chordata; Mammalia; Rodentia; Sciuridae. Gene Ontology annotation, molecular function: olfactory receptor activity; G protein-coupled receptor activity.